Molecule: messenger RNA, 4351 nt
Organism: Zonotrichia leucophrys gambelii
Lineage: Eukaryota; Metazoa; Chordata; Aves; Passeriformes; Passerellidae
Gene: ANKRD29
Product: ankyrin repeat domain 29
Exons: 10
Coding region: 118-1023 (301 amino acids)
Biological process (GO): protein localization to ciliary inversin compartment
Cellular component (GO): ciliary inversin compartment; cytosol
Molecular function (GO): protein binding
Source: RefSeq, a predicted model, not a curated record
CCCGGGCGCGGAGCGGUGCGGGCCGAGCCGAGCCGAGCCGAGCCGGGCCGAGCCGAGCCGCGCGGGCGAGCGGGCGGGCGGGCGCGGAGCGGAGCGGGGCGGAGGCGGAGCGCUGCGAUGUGCAGGAUGUCCUUCAAGAAAGAAACACCACUUGCCAAUGCUGCAUUUUGGGCUGCAAGAAAAGGAAACCUGGCUCUGCUCCAGCUGCUGCUGAACAGUGGGCGAGUAGAUGUGGACUGCAAAGACAGCCUUGGCACAACAGCUCUGAUGGUAGCAUCUUACUAUGGCCACAUAGAUUGUGUACGGGAAUUGGUGUUGCAAGGAGCAGAUAUCAAUCUGCAGAGAGAGUCAGGUGCAACCUCUCUGUUCUUUGCUGCACAGCAAGGCCACAACGAUGUAGUGAAGUUUCUCUUUUCAUUUGGAGCCUCCACUGAAUUUAGGAAUAAAGAUGGAGGCACAGCUCUGCUGGCUGCCUGUCAGUACGGGCAUGCAAAAGUCGUGGAAACUCUGCUGAAGCACGGUGCCAACAUUCACGAUCAACUCUAUGAUGGAGCUUCUGCAAUUUUCUUGGCAGCACAAGGAGGAUAUCUGGAUGUCAUCCGAUUGCUGCUUUCUUCAGGAGCAAAGGUCAACCAGCCACGACAGGAUGGGACAGCUCCCCUGUGGAUUGCCUCGCAGAUGGGUCACAGCGAAGUGGUGCGAGUGAUGCUGCUGCGGGGAGCUGAGCGAGACGCCGCGCGCGAUGAUGGCACCACUGCUUUACUGAAGGCUGCCAUUAAAGGCUACAACAAUGUGAUAGAAGAGUUGCUGAAAUUCUCUCCCACACUUGGCCUGCUGAAGAAUGGGACCUCUGCUCUGCAUGCAGCUGUGCUGAGUGGCAACGUGAGGACAGUGGCGCUGCUCCUUGAGGCAGGAGCGGAUCCGUGCCUGAGGAACAAGGCAAAUGAAUUACCAGCAGAGCUAACAAAAAAUGAACGCAUCCUCCGACUCCUCCGUGCAAAGGAAAAGCAAAGGAAAAGCUAAUGCAGCCCUACAGCAGAUGCAUUUUGACAGAGAUGUGCCCUGACCACAAGCAGCAUGACAGUAAUCCUAGGUUGGAACAGUUUGAGAACUGAUUAGCCUGUCCAAUACACGCUCCCUGAACGCACCAGGCCCUUUCCAAGGGUCACCACGGGCUGGGAACUCCGCCCGGCAUUGCUGAAUGCAGGAUCGUGCUGAGAGCAGGGGGUGGCCCAGGAGCUGCCUCUGCACCACACCCCUGCCUGUCCCCAGGGAUCCCACUGAUCCCAGCACCCCCAAUUGCUCUCCAUGCAUCCCAGCACAGGCAAGCACCCCUGCUGCUUCAGACACACACCCCCAUGCUGUCAUGGCACACACCUGUGACAGUGUGGGUAGGGAGCACUUGCCCUUGUGCCUGGACCUUGCAGCUGUUUGAAUUCAGCUGCUUACAGAGCAGCCCCUGCCCUUCCUUUGCUGACAGUGACCAUUCCUCUCCAGCUCCAAGUGCCACGUGAGACUAGAGGUGAGAUGCUGCCCAAGCCAUCACAACAGCAAAAGUUCUCCUGUCAGCCAGGGCUGAGGUAACAGUUUUGCUACUACGUGAAGCUCCAUAAAAAUGAUCAUGAAUAUUACACAUGAUGUCAAAAGCUACCAACCAAACAAAAAGCAAGGGGAAGUCCUCUCAAUUGCAGCAUCUUGAUCUGCCAAUCUGUCCAGCAACAGUAACACAGUGGAGCAGUUGGUUUUGAGAUGCCUAUGCAGCUUAUGGGGAUCCUUCCCCAACCUUGUGCGCCUUUUUUUGGGUAGAGGAAGACUGGUUGCUGAGCAAACCAACCAUGUCCAAAAGGGCAUUUUUCCACAGGUGCAAGUACAUCAGAAACUGAGCUGUCAGGCACAACAAACCACACAGAUGCUACACAAGUGGUAUGUGUAUGUUCUGCACCCAGAUAUGUGACACCAUGGUUUGGUACCCAGAGGUACUAUGCAAAGCACUCAUUCCCCAGGUCUGUGGCAGGAGCUAAGGGAGAAGUGCACAGUGCACAAAUGUUUCAACAGUUGGUGAGAGGGUUACAUGUGGCCAUACCUGAACAGACCCACUAAUUAUUGCAGACAUGGAAAAUGAAGUCUGAAUGGCAGUUUUGGCCUUUACUGUGGCUAAGACACUUAGACAUGCUACUAGUGCCUGUGUGGGGAAGGCAGUGCAAAUUGCAGGUGGCUUGUGAGGACCUAUGUUUUAACCAUGUUGCUCUAAGACACCCCAUUAAAACCCAGUCAUUUCUGCAGUAUAAACAGUAUAUACCAUGUCCUGUUAGCCACAAAAACAUUAGAGAUUAAUUUACAGUGAGUUGAGGUAAGAGGUUAGUUCAGUACAUAAAUCCAGUCACUUCACCUACUUUCAAACCUUGGCAAAUUAUUGAAUUGCUUUAAAAGCUGAAGACAAGGAAGAUUGUAAAGACAAAAUAUAAUUCUUGCUUAAGAAAUGUCUGCCUGUGUUUUAGCUGAACUGCUGCAUUUUUGCUUUGGUGAGUUAAAGGAAAUCUAUAAGUGAGCUAACGCAAAUGAAUGUAGUUUAUGUAUUGCAAAGUAGCCAUAUGAAUUAUCAAAUGAUAAAGUUAUUCCUUUUGUGAAUAAAUUAGGUAAGAAGUCAGUGUUCUGGUGAAGAGAACAGAACCAGGUGUACCUUUUCUUGCAUGUUGGAAUUCCUAUUCAAUUUCUAUUCUGCAUUAAAUAGGAAAGCUUUAAGUUUUCCAACAACGUAAUAAGAAAAAAAAUAUUUGUUGAGGUAAUUUAUGCUGCUGUAUUUUUAAAUUAAAAUAAUGUUGUGCCUAACAGAAACUUGGAGAUGAACUGGUAUAGAACCAAAGAAUUAUGCAAGAUGCUUAAAGAAUGACUGUAUCCAGAGUUAAGUUCUGCAAGAGACUAAAAAAUACUGAGCAGGCAGAAAUCUCAAGAGCCUUAUUGGGAUCUUAAAUUGCACAGCAUUACAAGGGACUGCACUCUAACUUCUUUAACAAACAACACUGGAGAGGGCAGGUUUAUUUGGAGCCUCCAGUGGGUUGAAGAUGAACACACUUCACAUACUAUUUUGGAGAACAGUAGAGGGACUCUGGUCAGCCUGGCCUCAAUACUGAACUUUCAUGCUAAAUUUUCUACAGAUCAACAACUGGCAACAACUACACUCUCAAGGUGAAAAGCCCUUUCAUAUUUGUAAAGGAGUUAAUAAUUAGAAGGUCUUCAGUAGCUAUGCAAUAAAUACUCUUAAUACCAGACAGGCUGUAGUAAUCACACAGUCCUCCUGAAAAAUGUGGAAGCAUCCCUUUUUGGUGAAGGUCUCCUGUUUUUUCCUGAUAGCAGAGCAUAGGAGAGAGGACAAGAAAAGCCAACAGUGGUCCUGCAACAGCUGAAGUAAGGAAGCUGAGACAACAAAUGCAGGUAUCCAGUAUCUACAGGUGGCCCUUCCUUUCUGCAAGGUGUAUUUUCCUGGGAGAGUUGUCUCAUCCCAAAGGAAGCAGUUACUCAGCAAAGAGCUUCUUCAACUAUGCCUGUCCCUGAGAAGAUGUAUGUCUGGUCCUCACCACUUAGAGUAGGAAUUUCCAAGUCCUGUGUCCAGCUGCCUCUAUGAGUGGUCAGUGCAGCUGGGGAUCUCUUGAAAUAUGUGAAGAGCACCUGGGUCCCUGUGUCCCAUACAGAGCAUCUGCUGACCUUCUGAGAGGAUGCAGCUACCAGGUUUGGGGUUUUUUGGUUGGGUUUUUUUGUUGGGUUUUUUUGUUGGGUUUUUUUUUUUUUCUUUUUUGGUUGGGUCUGUUUAGUUUGGUUUUUUUGGUUUUGGUUUUGGGGUUUGUUUGAGUGAUCUUUUGCUAUAAUGGGCUUUUCUUAUUUCUGAACAACAUUUGAAAUGUGAGGCUAGCACAGGUUAAAGGGAGAGAUUUGCUGGUCUCUUCUUGCCCUUGUUAGUGCUGGCUGAUACAACACACAGGAUCCAUCACAGAGAACUGGCACUGAAGUCUUUCUCUGCCUGAUUCUGGCUGAAGUUGAAUCUAGCUUCGGCAAAGACACUAUUCAACCAAAAUGAGACUUCUGGCAUGGAAACCUUCUAUUUGGGAGCAUUUGUUUCAUCUUGGAGCCUUUGGCGAGAGGGAUGGUUUCUGUUUUGGGCUCCCUGUAACCCAAAGGUGCUUAAUCUGCCUGUAUAUGGGCUCUAAAGUUGCAAUACUGUUUAUCACCAUGCAAUUAAUGUUUUCACGAAGAAACCUUAAUAAUUAUUACUAUUUAUGUAGCUGUUGUUAUCUUUAAAGUGUUCAGUAAAUACUGCUGUGGUUUGUUUGUUGUAUUAAAAAGGAAGCCCGUUUUC